Messenger RNA from Phalacrocorax carbo (great cormorant), 3772 nucleotides. The record is from RefSeq and is a predicted model, not a curated record. Lineage: Eukaryota; Metazoa; Chordata; Aves; Suliformes; Phalacrocoracidae.
CAAUUUGCCCUCAGCCAAGAUGGCGGCGCCCAGGGAGCAGGGUUUUUCUGUGGCGCGGCGGCUGUGGUGAGGGGACGGAGCGCGGGGCUGAGGGAGCAGCCGGGAGGGGCGAGGCGAGGCUGCGCCUGCCGUCAGAUGCACCCUGAUGGUAAACAGCAUCCAUUUUUCAUGUGGAAACGAAUGUACAAUCAGCUCCAUACAUGACGUCUCUUCAAAACUCACGGUUUUUGUCUAUACUUCUAAUCUGACACUUAGCUAGAUGGACUUUUGAGUCAGUAUUUUCUUUACCACAUAAACAGAGGUCAUAGUCAUCACUGCUGUUAUGUCCUGGGUACAAGCUGCAGUCAGCCGAUCCAAUGAGGAUAUAUUUGAUGAAGAUGCAGAUGAGAUGUAUCUACUACAGAAGGAAUGGAACAGCACUAUGAAAAAAAGAUUGAAGGAAGGCUAUAGGGAUGGUGUUGAGGCUGGGAAAGAACUUACACUCCAGGAAGGCUUUAAUCAAGGUUACCGACACGGUGCUCAGCUGAUGGUUACAUGUGGCCAGUUCAGAGGAACCCUGAAUGCUCUCUUAUCCUGGUGUCAUUUUAAUGGACAUGAUUCUGCUUUAAGUAAGAUAAAUGAUCUUCUUGAUGUUGUUGGAAAGCAUGAAGAAGAUGUGCUUAAGUACCUGAAUUCUAUUGAACAACAGCCACAUCUCGGACGCAUUUUAGAUUCUGUUCGGGACAUGGACCUUAAUCACACAGCUCCAGCUGGGACAGAGUAUAGUGAAGUUAAAGCUGGAAAACACGAGGACAUUAGCAACUCUGGUGAAAAGAUUUGUAGAAAUAAUUGUGAGGUUGGUUCCUUGCAGCAUGAGUGCAGCAAGGCAAAACUCUGCACAGAUCCUGAAAGGUCAACCCUUGCUUGGGUUAAAAAGCAGACUAUUUGGCUAGUAGAACAACUGGGCUUAUCACUGGAUAUACUUCAUCAUGUCCAGCAACUGGAACGUUAGUUUUUCUGUCUCAUGGUAUUUAAAAUUAUCUCAACUGGAUUUGAUUAUCAGUUUGUGGACCAUGUACAAGAUCAUACAUCACUUUGUUUUAAGGAAAUCUGAUUUUGAUACUUCCCAGUAGAGGUAAUUUCUGUAAAUCUUCACCAUGCUUUGGCUCCUGUCAAAAAACCACCUUGCUUUCAAUCUUAAACAUAACUUUCACAGAAAGGAGAAAUUACUUUUAAAGCUCUACAAACAUUACUAAACAUGUUUCUGUUCUGUGUCAGAAGCUGUCAUUUCACCCUCACUUUCAUUUUUGGCAGCAGUUUGGAAAUGGAGCAGGUCCCUUAAAUAGCCCCUCUAAAUAGGACCCUUCUAAUAUCUAAAAAAUAAAUGCCCAGUGCUAUAGACAAGCUGUUCUUGCAGAAUAAGCUGCUGUUGAUGAUAUGCUAACUCUAUGGAAAAUAGAACAGGAUUUGCUGCUGAGUUCUAGAGUGCUGUGACUCUCUCUAGUUGCUAUGUAAAAUACAGGAAUUUUUCACUUUUUGUCAAAUUCUUCCUCUUACCUUUUGUAACCACUAUGCAGUGCACUUUCAUACUUAAACUAUUUUUUUCCUCCUCAUACAGUUCUAUUUAUUUCACUUUUGCUGAAAACACACUAUUCUCUUCAGCUGCAGAAUUACUGACAAUUCAAUUGUUUUACUGUUAGUUCAUCUACUCUUACGCUGUUAGACCACACUGAACAUGUUUCCAGUGUGAUGAACUUAACCUGGUGUUACUUUUGUAUUUAUUUUGCCAGUCCUUCUAGCCUGAACUCAUUCCCAUAGUGUUUUUUCCAAACUCUUCAAGGAAGUCAGGCUUAUUCACCUUGUAGAAACACACGUGCAUGUUUCUGACAACUUUGUAUUUCUGUGCCAACAUUCUGUAUUUGACUCCUUUUCCUGUUGCUUGCCUUAACUGUAGCUGCAAAUUGCUCUGGUCAGGAAGUCUUUUCUUUGUGAAUGCCUGUCCCUGUCUUACACCAAUUAAGCUGAUUUACAAUAAGUUAGGAGUUUACUUGGUUUAAGUUGCUUGUAACUUUCCUUCACGUCUGAGACAAAACAGGUCUAGACAGAGACAAUGUGAAAUUUUGAACAGCUGACCUAACUAUACUUUUUAAAGAAAAAAAUUAAAUCACAAAACGGUUUUCUACUUUGAAGCCAGAAAAAAGCUAAGGUAAAAAUUGCUUGAUUUUUCAGAGACCGAGUCUAUGACUUUCAUACUAAAGGCUAUUUUCCUGCCAUGGAGCUGGUAGACUGUAAGUUUGGCUGCCAUUCAGUACCACUUCUACAUUAAGGGAAAACAGAACUGCAAUUAAGAGUCUGUUAUUGAACCUGUUUCUGAAAGAUUAGGCAAAGAGGGCUGUCUGUAUUAAUUACAUACAAAAUUGUUCAAACAGCUUUCUUUUUCUCAAUUUAUUUAGCAUAAUGCUGACAGAGAUGAACAUUACUUUUCUACAAGUGCAUGUGUUAUGUUACAACCUGUAUCACAUAUGUCAGCCAGAAAUAUCUUCCAUACCGUGGUAGAAUAUGGUGCAGACAAACAUAUAGUAGAGCAGUGUUAGACUUCCCAAAUUUGGAAGUUUAAAAAUGCAAAUUCAAGAGUAUUACUUGUAUGUAUUUAAUAGUGUGCAAAGAGGAAGCUCCAUUCACAAAUCACUAAGUAGACAGCAAGCUUGCCAAGUUCUCUCCAACUACUUCUGCAAAAGCAAUCUAUGCCAAGGAAAAUAGUUCUUUCUGGUUUGAUUAUCAAAUAAUAGAUUGUGUGUUUUACUCAUCUGUCAUAAUGGCUUCUGUACUAGCUGUGGAAUUACUUUCUUCCACUCUGCCCAAAGUUUCUGUGCUUACUGGGGGGUUACUUUUUCCCGUGUUAUCACCCAGAGUUUCCAGUUUGGCUGUGGAGAGGUUUUCUUUUGGGCUGUCUGUAGUACUUGGCUUAUCUGUCACUACCCAGUCUUGCUGACCAGCCACAGAAAGACUUUCUUCAGGACUGUUAGAAUCCGUCACUUGCUGACAUGGUGGUUCAGGUUUUUGUGUCAUAUCUACUUCCACGUCUUGUGUUUUGCUAUCAGCUUUCACCUUGGCAGCAUUCCUGAAAAUAGCUCUCAUGACAACUGGGACCGACAUGCAACUGAAGGAGGAAAUGAAACAUUAGUCACUACUACAGGCUUCAUCCAUUCUUCAACCUACUUCUGUUUUUGAAACUGUGGCUGACACCUGAAUGAUAUGUGCGGUGAAAAACAGCACUACCUCCUUGCAUCUUUUUGCCUUGUACAACCUAAUAGGUGUUACACUAACUACAAUAUACCUUCAUGUGCUAUACCAGAAACAUAUGAUGAUACAAUGAAAUCAAGUGCUGGAUCUUUGAGCUUAGCUGGUGCAAAAGAAGCUUUGAUAGAAAGAGGGGCAGGGUUUGGUCAAAAAAAAAGUCAUAUAAGGGUGCUUUUAAUGAAAACCUGAACUAAUAAUAUUGAAAUAUAUUCAUUCUUGCUGAGUUUUAUAAUUGUAACUUUCAUGUUUUGUAUUAGACAAGUACAGAGUAUAUCUUCUCUAAAACACUAUCUCCACUAGAAGAGGGUUUUUUCCCCACUCUAACAAUAGUUACCUGGUUCUGGGAAUAGUAAUGAGUACUCUGUGACUUAAUACAGGGCAUGCUAAUUAAACAUGUUCAAAACCAGCCUGCAUUGUUCUUGCUGUCAUCAAAUAGAUAGUAGCUGUAUACUAUCUUAUGCCAAAUAAAUUAAUGCUCUCAGUCGUUUCUCUA